Molecule: messenger RNA, 2042 nt
Organism: Dioscorea cayenensis subsp. rotundata (Guinea yam)
Lineage: Eukaryota; Viridiplantae; Streptophyta; Magnoliopsida; Dioscoreales; Dioscoreaceae
Product: pentatricopeptide repeat-containing protein At2g29760, chloroplastic-like
Biological process (GO): RNA modification
Molecular function (GO): RNA binding; protein binding
Source: RefSeq, a predicted model, not a curated record
AUGAUAUCCUCAGUGCCACCAUGCCCUCCCCCAUCUUUCCAACUCCAACGGUCAAAACGAACUUUCAAAUCUCCCGCCACCUCCAACACCCCUUUCCCGCCAUUCCAUUCCCUCCUUCACAACUGCUCUUCCAUGCAACUUCUCCACCAAAUCCAUGCCUUGAUGCUCAAAACCAACGCCAUUGCUGACCCUUUCCACCUCUCCAAGAUCCUAUCUUUCUCCUCUUCACCGGAUUCAGGUGACCUUCAUUAUGCCUUCAAGUUGUUCUCCUUAAUUCCUCAGAGAAACUCAUUCCAUUGGAACACCUUAAUCCAUGGUUUCUCUCUCAGUUCUUCACCAGAACAAAAGAACCUUCUCUUGUUAAUCCAUUUACUUUUCCCUCCUGUUCUUAGAGCUUGCGGAAAUAUGUCGGCAGCUUUUGAAGGAAUUCAGGUUCAUUGUUAUGCUGUUAAGUGUGAGGCAGUGGCAGACUUGUUUGUGCUCAACUCUUUGGUUCAGAUGUACUUCAAGUGUCGGCUUUCUGAUAAUGCGUGCAUCAUAUUCGAUAGAAUGCCUGAGAGGAAUGUAGUUUCAUGGAACUGUGUCAUUGGAGGUUUUGCUGAGAUGGGAAUGUGGGAGAAUGUGAAGUCUUUGUUUUGGGAUAUGGUUGAAGACAUUGUUGUUAAACCGAAUGCACUGACACUGGUGAGGAUGGUCACAGCUUGUACCAAAUCAGGGGACUUGAAUCGGGAAACUUGUGCACCCGGUAUAUUGAGGAUAAUGGGGUUUCGCAUGCCGAUUCGGAACACUGUGGCUUGGAAUGCGAUGAUGUAUGGCUAUGUUCUGAAUGGUUAUUUCGAUGAAGCGAUUUCACUUUUUAUAGAGAUGCUGAUUCUUGGUGCAAAAACCGAUGAGGCUACUAUGAUAACUAUCUUGUCAGCUUGUUCAAAAAUCAGGAAAUUUGCUUAUUGGCCGAGUCGGUAUGUUAAAACUGGACAGAAAGAGGUUGCUCUAGAAAUAUUUCACAACAUGCCUCGCAAAAGAUUUGGCGUCAUGGAAUGCCUUGAUUACUGUAUCACUCUUGUCAGCUCAUUAUCUGCUUGUGCAGGGGCAGGAGCUCUCGAACUCGGAAAGUGGCUUCAUGCUUACAUCAAGAGAAAUGACAUUGAAAUGGGCGCGACAUUAUGCUCUGCACUAAUAGAUAUGUACGCAAAGUGCGGGUGCAUUGAAUUGUCCCUUGAGGUGUUUGAAAGCAUGCAAUGCAAAGAUCUCGUCUGGAGUACCAUAAUCGGGGGGCUUUCCAUGAAUGCUCAUAGCAAGCUUGCUCUUGAGUACUUUGAGCGAAUGGUAGAGUGCGGAGGGGUACCCGAUUCCAUCACAUUCAUCGGAGUUUUGAGUGCUUGUAGUCAUGCAGGUUUGAUAGAAGAAGGCAAGCACUACUUCCUUCUCAUGACCGAAGUUUAUGGCAUACCUCCAACAUCUGAACAUUGUGGUUGUAUGGUGGACUUGUUUGCUCGACAAGGACUCCUAAGUGAGGCGAAAGAUUUCAUCGAUGGCAUUAGUAUUUCAUCGAACGGGACUGCCAUUUGGGGUGCUUUGCUUGGUGCUUGUACCAUUUACGGGAAUUUGGAGCUAGCUGAGUAUGCAGCAAGACAUCUUCUUGCAAUCAAUCCAGCGAAUUCAGGAGCUUAUGUUCUGCUUUCUAAUGUGUAUGCUAAAGCUUCCCGGUGGAGUGAUGUUAGAAAGGUUAGAAACAUGAUGAAAGAACAAGGGAUUGAAAAGAUACCGGGAUGCAGUUCAAUUGAGGUGAAUGGUGUUGUUCAUGAGUUCUUCGUCGGGGAUUUCUCGCACUCGCAAGGUGAAGAGAUCUACAUGAUGUUAAACAGAUUAGAAAAAAUGCUGCAAAACCAAAUGAUUAGUAGCUGAUUGGUAUUUCUGAUGAGAGUGAAAAAUUGCAGAAAACCUUGCUCUGGAAUUAUUUUGAUUGUUAUUGCAUUUUGAUUCUUAUUUUACAUGUAAAUUGAUGUAUUUUAUUGUCCGCUGGGUUCAAACUAGGAAUUGUU